AUGUCCUCAUCCCCUCCACUUCUCCCCGUCCAUCCCUCACCCCUUUCUCCUCUUCCCCGUCCAUCCCUCACCCCUUUCUCCUCUUCCCCGUCCAUCCCUCACCCCUUUCUCCUCUUCCCCGUCCAUCCCUCACCCCUUUCUCCUCUUCCCCGUCCAUCCCUCACCCCUUUCUCCUCUUCCCCGUCCAUCCCUCACCCCUUUCUCCUCUUCCCCGUCCAUCCCUCACCCCUUUCUCCUCUUCCCCGUCCAUCCCUCACCCCUUUCUCCUCUUCUCUCCGUCCAUCCCUCACCCCCUUCUCCUCUUCCCGUCUCCUCUCCAGCUACAAGGAUGCUUUCGAAGACUUCAAGGAGAAAAGCAAGAAGCACAGACACUACAAGCCAAUUCUGAUUGCAAAUGUGAACAACUGCUGGAAUUUUAGAGACUACCUGGAGAAAAACAUGGCAGAAAAGGACGACAGCAAAGCCAGCAUCCUCAGCACCCUCAGUGACAUUGAGAACACCGUUUUUGAGGUGCUGCUCCAGCAGCUCUUUGCCCAGCUGAAGCCAAUUUAUAAGAAGUUUACAGAAAAUAAGUGGGACUCCAGCAACGAAAUUAUGAACGAGAUCAUUAAAACCACAAGCAAACAUAUUUCAGAUUUCCGGACCCUGAAGGACCCUUCCUACCACGCCAUCGUCGAGAAGAUCCACGCCCGUUUGGUUAAGGAGUACAUCGUCAGGCUGCUGAAGAGGAAGGUCAGCCUGAAAACCGCCGCGCAGCAGCAAAACCUGGCGCAGAGCAUCUCCAAAAACGCUGCUGACCUGGAGGCCUUCUGCACCAGCCACGGGUCUCAGGCCACGUGGCUGAACUCGGCGCUCCCCAAACUGGCCGAAAUAAUCCGACUGCAGGAUUUGGGUGCUAUUAAAAUUGAAGUGGCAACACUCGCCAAGGUGUACCCAGACAUCCGCAAAAGGCACCUGGAAGCGUUCCUGCACAUCAAAGCCAAUCUGUCGCGCAGCGAGCUCAAAAGCAUCCUGGGCUACUUGGCAGACAGCACGGCAUCCACGCCGCCCCGCGCCCCGCUCUUCUCCAGCAUCAACGUGUCCUAG
This is a messenger RNA of Mesitornis unicolor (brown roatelo), 1086 nucleotides long. RefSeq names its product tumor necrosis factor alpha-induced protein 2-like. Gene Ontology annotation, molecular function: SNARE binding. The transcript is spliced from 6 exons. The coding region runs from base 1 to 1086 and encodes 361 amino acids. Gene Ontology annotation, biological process: exocyst localization; exocytosis. The record is from RefSeq and is a predicted model, not a curated record. Lineage: Eukaryota; Metazoa; Chordata; Aves; Mesitornithiformes; Mesitornithidae. Gene Ontology annotation, cellular component: exocyst.